Molecule: messenger RNA, 1980 nt
Organism: Moneuplotes crassus
Lineage: Eukaryota; Ciliophora; Spirotrichea; Euplotida; Euplotidae
Source: the annotation of a GenBank genome assembly
AAAUAAUGUCCGGCCCUUUAGAAAAAAUCGUCCCUGGAACUGGAGGCAUGUCCUUACAUAAUCAACCACCUGAGGUCAAGAAGAAAUCUGGAGCGAUCAGGCAAAUUGAAGAAGAUGAUAAAACCGAUGAUGACAGCAAGGAAUCAUUACUUGAUUAUUUUAUUAUCAAUGCGAAAUCGAGAUGGAAAUCAAUAUUUGAUAUAGUAAUGCUCUUCCUAGUGGCUUAUUCAUGAUUUACUUCAAUAUUCUAUGUGACAUUUGCCCCACCUUCGAAGAUACCCCAUAUUAUAUUCGAUUGGAUGGUAGAAUUUGCCUUUGUUUUGGAUAUGCUGUUCAAUUUCUUUCAAGAGUACAUUGAUACAGAGACCCAUGAGCCUGUCUCCAAGCAUAAAAUGAUCAUUAAGAGAUAUGUAUUCAAGGGCUGGUUCUUUAUAGACUUUGUAUCUGUUUUCCCUUUUGCAAUAUAAUUUUCCAAAAUAGAGCUGCCUUGAUCAAAUUGUUAAGAUUAGUGAGACUUCUGAGGUUGACUAAACUUAUGAAUACUGCGAAGGUGAAUCAACUCUUAAAAUCGUUUACGGAGAGUUCCUCUGGAAGCCAGAGCAUUGUCAUACAGCACAUGAUUUUGUAUUGCUUAAAGAUCUUAAGGCUUGUUCUAGUGGCUAUUGUUAUUACCUAUUUCAUCGGUUGAUUUUGGUUCUUUAUUUCAAGUGAGCUGCAGCCAGGAAGCGAUGAUGAUACUUUUGUGAAGAGCUUUGAACUUAAUGAGGAGGAUUCAUUCAGAAAAUUGAUCGUUUCAUGCUAUUUUGCACUCACGACGCUUUCUACAGUGGGGUAUGGAGAUUACUACCCUAUUAGCAAUGUCGAGAGGGUCAUAGCAUGAAUGAUAAUGCUCCUCGGUGUUGCUUUCUUCUCAUAUAUCAUGGGUAAUUUCAUCGAGAUUAUUUCAAACUAUAAGAAUAAAAUGGGAAUUAUUGAUAGAGGAACAGAUUUACAUAACUGGAUGACAUUAUUAACAAGGUUCACCAACAACAAUCCUUUGCCAAGAAGUUUGUUUAACAAAAUUGACACUCAUUUUGCAUAUUUUUGGGCGAACGAUAGGUUGGUGUCGACUUCACCAGAUGAUGAAUUGCUGAACACGCUUCCAAGAAGUAUCAAAAGAACUAUAAUGACGAAUUACUUGUUCCAGGAUAUCUUUUACAAAUUCAAGGAAUUCUUUAAUACAUAUGAAAACAUUGAGAGUAAAUUCUUGUAUGAUGUCUCUUUUGGUUUUAUGCCUCGAAAAUUUGAUGAGAAUGAGCUCAUUUAUGACGAAGAAUCUGAAGUCCCUGAAGUCUAUUUCAUCAUGGAAGGUACUGUCGGAGUAGGGUUCAGACUCCCAGGCAAUAAUGUCAGGGACUUUAAAAUCAUCAAAUAUUUCCGUGAGGACUCAUUUUUCUGAGAUUUUUACGUUUUAACAGACAGGAAGAGUGAGUUUGUGUACCAAGCUGUUAAGGAAACUAAGACUUAUGCCUUGGAAAAGAGUUUCCUAGAUGAUAUUUUCCAAAAAUAUCCUCAGAUCGCUUAUAAUAUCAGACAAGAUUCUGAAAAACGGUAUAAGAAAGAGAUCAUGAAGCCUCUUCAUAAUAAGAGAAUGAAAGAUUUAGAGGAUUAUAAUGAAAAAUAGCGCUUACAAGUCCAUCCAGAUCACUAAUAAAGACAAGCUGUUUGAGAAGAAUAAGAAGCUCUUAUCCCUGGAGAAGCUCGACCAGAAAUACACCUCUUCCAUCCUCAAAAUCAGUGAUCUCCAAGACUGGUUUCUAAAGGAAGUAGGCAAGAUGGAUACUGAAAUUAAGGAAAUUAAGGAAGAGACUGAUAGGUUUAGGGAAGAGAGUAAGAAAGAGAUGGAAAUGAUGGCUGAAGAGUUGGAGAAAGCUAAAGAGAGGGCGAGGAUAGGGAAGAAUGGAUAGUAAGGGGAUUUAAUUGAAGGAGAUAUUUCAGUAG